AUGGAGAUAGCCAAACAGCUAACCUACGGACUGAAUUUAACACGGUGCUUAAAAAAUGAAGACUUGAUGAGUUUGAAGAGGGAGAACCUGAAGCCGCUAAAAAAUAUUUUCAACAUAAGUAAGGGGAAGGAUGAGGAGAAGGGACCAAAUGGGAGAGAGAGGAUGGGAAAUCAUGAGAGGAAGGAGAAUCGUGAGAGGAAGGAGAGUCACGAGAGGACAGCCGAACUGGUGAGUUUUUCCGAAUUCUGUGCGGACCCCAGUUUGGUGGCAAGCUACAUGAAGGGCAAUAAAAUAAACGUCGAAUUUGUGAACAUGAGCGGGAGUGUGAUGCCAAUUCGUUUCUUCGAGGAUAUUUCAAGGGAGCUAAGUGGAGAAGAGAUCAGGGUGAGCGGCAUACCCACCGCAUCAGUGGAGGGGACCACCCUUCCAAGGAGUGACUACCAAAAAUUGAUUAACACAGUUAAGGGGACUUUUGGAUUUAAAACCCCAACGAACAUUCAGAAAAUUUGCAUCCCCACGAUUAUGAGCGGGUGGAACACCAUCUGCAUUUCUCAGACGGGUAGUGGGAAGACCUGCGCCUUUUUGAUUCCCCUGCUGGUUCGGCUAAUCUGUUCAGGCACACAGGGGGAGAAGCAGCGGGAGGAGAAGCAGCAGGGGGAGAAGCAGCUGGAGGAGAAGCAGCAGGAACCCGUGGUGGCUGAUUCUGUGGCGAAGCAGAAGGGCCCACAUUCCCCUCCGGGGAGGGACGACAACCAUGAAUCGGACGCGGAAGAGAAAAAAAAUUCGACCCCCAUUCGAAGCCUUAUCCUUGUGCCGACGAACGAGCUGGCUAGCCAAAUACACGAGCACGCAUUGGUUCUGUUUGAGGCAUUUCCACAGUUUACGGUUCUACAUCUAACGAAGGAAGACCAAGUGAGAGAAGAAGAAGAACCCAUAGAUGUGUGCAUCUGCACCCCGUUAAUACUUAUCCACCUUAUUGAAAUGAACAAAGUGACCCUGUCCAAAUGCAUGCUCGUCGUGUUUGAUGAAGUUGACAAAUUAUUUGAGGUGAAUUUUUUAAAUCAAGUGAAAAAGCUACUAGUAGUAAUUCAGAGACGAAAGAUGCAGAAGGUGUUUACGACGGCCACACUACCAGGUAACACUCGCUCCUUCAUCAGUACCCUCUGUCCCACGUAUGCUCUCGUGUACUUUGGUCAGAGUAUUAACUCAGUUAAUAGGAAUGUGAAGCAGGAGUUGCUUUAUGUAAAUAGCGAGGAGGAAAAGGGGUUGGUGUUGCGUAAUUUGGUUUUGGGAGGAGGGUUGCACAUCCCCGUGCUGGUCUUCGUGAACGGCGUGGAGAAGGCGAAGAAGGUACACGCCACGCUGCGUCGCGCGGUGAGCGGGGUUAGCGGCGUUGGCGAGGCUGGCAGUGUUGGAGAGGCUGGCGGCGGGGUGAAGGCGCCGCACGUCUCCCUGCUCACGUCCGAAAGAACCAAAGAGGAAAGGAUGCAGGUUUUUAAGCACCUACAGGAAGGACACGUAUGGUACCUAGUGUGCACGGAUGUCUUGAGCAGAGGAAUCGAUAUCCAUGGAAUCGAAACGGUAAUUAAUUACGACGUCUGUUAUGACAAGUAUAGCUAUAUCCACAGGGUGGGUCGGGCGUGCCGCUCAGAUGCGGAGGGAG
Molecule: messenger RNA, 1663 nt
Organism: Plasmodium cynomolgi strain B
Lineage: Eukaryota; Apicomplexa; Aconoidasida; Haemosporida; Plasmodiidae
Product: ATP-dependent RNA helicase
Exons: 1
Biological process (GO): maturation of SSU-rRNA
Cellular component (GO): 90S preribosome
Molecular function (GO): nucleic acid binding; ATP binding
Source: RefSeq, a predicted model, not a curated record